This is a messenger RNA of Balaenoptera ricei (Rice's whale), 676 nucleotides long. It is a transcript of the gene LCN9, whose product is annotated as lipocalin 9. Gene Ontology annotation, molecular function: small molecule binding. The record is from RefSeq and is a predicted model, not a curated record. NCBI's taxonomy places the organism in Eukaryota, Metazoa, Chordata, Mammalia, Artiodactyla, Balaenopteridae. Bases 41 to 586 code for a protein of 181 amino acids. The transcript is spliced from 7 exons.
UAGAGGGGGCAGGCCUCAGGGCAGGCACCCACCGGAGGGCAUGGCACUGCUCCUGCUGAGCCUGGAGCCGAGCCUGGUCUCCGCCCAGGACUUCAACCUCCAGAGAAUCGUGCGGAGAAACCAUGACAUCUCCAAGGUGGGUGGGACCUGGUGUUCUAUUUCCAUGGCCGCAGACGACAUGAGGCGGAUAGAAGAAGACGGGGAUCUGAGGGUCUUCAUGCAGAGUAUCAAAAGCUUAGAAAAUGGUGGCCUGAAGUUCAGCUUCCACUUCAUGUUGCGUACCGAGGGCGUGGAUAUGGCCAUGGUCUGUGAUAAAACGGACAAGAGCGGAGAAUACACCAUCACCUACUUGGGGGAGAACCGGCUGCAGGUCUUGCAGGCCGACUACCUGCGGUACGUGACCUUCCGCCUGCGGAACUUCAGGAACGGGAUGGAGACGCAAGUGCUGGCGCUCUACGGACGGUUCCCAGAGCUGAAACCCAGCUUCCUGGACAGAUUUGAAAAAAUCUGCAAAUCACACGGACUUGGCCCAGGAAAUAUUGUCAACCUCAGCAACAACGAUCCUUGUAGAAAGCACAGGAGGUAGAGGAGCCCACCCAGGCCUUCCGUUCUGGAGCCCAGAAGUCUGAAAUCCAGGUGUGGGCAGGGCUGAGCUCCCUCUGGAGGCUGCGGCGGG